Messenger RNA from Triplophysa rosa, 1563 nucleotides. RefSeq names its product dynein, axonemal, light chain 1 (gene dnal1). The record is from RefSeq and is a predicted model, not a curated record. Gene Ontology annotation, molecular function: protein kinase binding. NCBI's taxonomy places the organism in Eukaryota, Metazoa, Chordata, Actinopteri, Cypriniformes, Nemacheilidae. The coding region runs from base 63 to 644 and encodes 193 amino acids. The transcript has 8 exons. Gene Ontology annotation, cellular component: cytoplasm.
GUCGGAAGUAUUUUGCGCACGCGCUUUGCGUCAGGGCAGUUCCAUAGCAACCGUAAACCAACAUGGCAAAAGCAACAACAAUCAAAGAGGCUUUGGAGAAAUGGGAAGAGAAAACAAAAGAAAAGGCGAGCGAGGCCACAGCAGUGAAGCUUUACUGUCAGAUUCCUCCCAUUGAGAAAAUGGACGCAUCCCUCUCCAAUCUGGUCAACUGCGAGAGAUUAUCCUUAUCUACAAACUGUAUUGAGAAAAUUGCCAACUUGAAUGGCUUGAAGAACCUGAAAAUACUGUCCCUGGGGAGGAACAACAUCAAAAACCUUAAUGGACUUGAGGCAGUAGGUGAUACUUUGGAGGAGCUGUGGAUCUCUUAUAACCUCAUAGAAAAGCUAAAGGGGGUACAUGUUAUGAAGAAACUCAAAGUUCUGUACAUGUCCAACAACUUGGUCAAGGAGUGGGCGGAGUUUCUGAAGCUGGCAGACCUUCCAACUCUGGUGGAUCUUGUGUUUGUGGGGAACCCAUUAGAAGAAAAGUAUGCUACUGAUGGUAACUGGAUAGAGGAAGCAACAAAGAGGCUUCCCAAGCUUAAAAAGCUAGAUGGCAUCCCAGUCAUCAAGCGAGAGGAAGAGGAAGCUGAAGGGGAAAGUUAAUGCUUUUUUAAUUCUAAAAUUGGUAUGUUUUAUGUCAAACACCAGCAUUUUAACUAUGAAAAUUCUGUGCAAUAUUUGUAUUAUUUUCAUUUUUAUUGUGUAUUUAUAUAAGCUGAAAAGCUACAUUCACUUUAUCCAAUAAAUAAUGUCUGUAUUACGUAGAUAAUUAAAACUGCUUUGAAUCUAAAGUUUAUUAGAGAGUUUUAAAAUGUCUAAUCUAAGGGCAGUUUUUGUCCUACAAGUUCUUUAUUAUACAUUGUUCUUAUAGUAAAUUGUAAGCACAAGGUGAUUAAUUUGAUAUUGAAGCCUGUUUCCUACGAGUAAUUUAAAAAUCAUUGGGAAUGAGUAACUUACUAUGUUUGCGCAGUGGCGCUAUAACCACAAUUGUAACACACAAAUUAAUGAUAUUGUAUUUUUUUUCCUGUUAAAAAUUGUAUAAGUAUGUUUUUAAUAUAUUUUAAAAAUAUAUUAUAAACAUAUUAAUAUUAUUUUAAGCAAACGUGUAGCAUGUGUUAAGGAAUGAUAAUAAUUGAGGAAGUCUGUGACCUCUAAAUGGUAUGAAGAUAUUUUUUGUCUACUGUUUUAUAUCCCAAGAAAAAUAAACAAUUUUGUCCUCUGCCAUAAGUUAUGAUUAGAUUUUUAUUAAAUUCAACAGAUUUGUAUCGCAAAUUUUGAUUUUUAUUACAAUUUUGAUUAAGGCGAGAUGACAAGUCUUCAACAGCAGAGGGCAGUGGAGGGUUUAAAAACAAUACCAAUAACAGAAACUUACAUUUCUGAGUUUAGCCCAAAAUUAAUCAUCAUGAACAUUAAUGUGUUUCCAGUUUUUCUACAAUUGUAACAUAUUAACAAACUAUUUAGAAAAUCUAUCAUGUUACGUAUCAUGUUCAUUUAUUGACCAAGUUAAAGGCCACGUUCUGUC